GGAUAUAUCUGGAAAAAAAAUAUAUACAGAACUUCAUGUUUUCUAAAUCGUUAAUGCAUUUUGAAACAAAUUCAGUCGGCUAAAGACGACAAAUAAUUGGAACCAGAAGGAGGUAGUAGCAACUUAAAUUGAGUUGACUACCCUCUAUAAAUAGACCUCUUCCCUCUAUUCACCCCUCAUUACAAGUCAGAAGAGGGUGUCUAUAAGCAAAGACAUAUUUAGAGUUUAUAGAAGAGAUAAAUGGCAAAGGGAAAGAGGCUAUCAAAGACACUCUUUGGGUCUCUGUUAAUGCUUUUGAUACUGUGUGAGAUGAUCACUUUGCCCAUUUUAGGGUGCCCAACAGAUGGUGAUGGAUGUAGAAAUUGCAUAGUAAAUCAUAUGAAAAACGACUGUCCAAAAUGCGCGCCUAUUAUGCGCUGCAUGGCCAAGUGCUUGUGGGGUGGAAAGUCGCGUUCCAAAUGCACAAAGAAGUGUGAUUGCAAAGGUACUUACCCCAGGCUUUCUGAUUGCAAGAACUGCUUGAAAACAUGCAAAUGUAGUUGCAGCUCUGUGUAAAACAUCUUCUUGUUUUGCAUAUAGGUUCAAUGUUUUAUCAGUAUAGAGACUACAUCAUGAGAAAAGAAAAGGUUAUUUUUGGGUGGGGGGACUAGUCUGUCAUGUUAUUAUAUUCACUUGAAAGAAAUAUCAACUGCUAAAAUGAUGUAGAAAAUUGAUGAUGGAUCGAUGUAUAGCUUGAGAAGCUACUGUAUCAGUAAUAAGAACGUAUUAUUUCGUUGAGAUGAUGAACUGCACACAUGCUUUUGCUAGGGUACUACGUACAACCGUCACACACACACACACACAGGCUAAAUCAUUAAUUAACUUGAUGGGUUCAUCAACUUUUAAGGUUCUUACCACUCAACAGGUUCAUACUUCUUCAU
This is a messenger RNA of Lycium barbarum (goji berry), 920 nucleotides long. RefSeq lists its product as uncharacterized. The transcript has a single exon. The coding region runs from base 241 to 555 and encodes 104 amino acids. Lineage: Eukaryota; Viridiplantae; Streptophyta; Magnoliopsida; Solanales; Solanaceae. The record is from RefSeq and is a predicted model, not a curated record.